GAAUUGUUUUCGUUUAACUGUCACCUCAGCUAUGCCUUGAAAAUUUGAUUAGAAAAACCAUAAAAGUGAAUGGCGACUCGUGCCGUGUGUUUUGAAAAACUAUUUCAUUCGCAUUGUGUCGAAGUUAUUCCGUUUAAACUCUAGUGUUUAGUGUAUUUCAAGUGUUAAUAUGACAUCCGUUUAUCCAUUGCGGAUUUUCGAUGAGAAAUUCAACUAUAUCUACAAAAUCUGCUUGCAGACCAGCUUACCGCCGGACGUUGCUUUCACAUUAUGUGAUAAAAAUUUCCCGGCCGAGAGUUUUGGUACGCUUACUGUAUCAGAGUGGGAAGCAGUGUUAGCUGGUACCGUGUUGAGUGGGACUGGACAGGAGGUGUUUCGACGAAUUUCUCAAUGGAAAACUGCUCAGGCAAUUGGUCCGAAUGAGAGCUGCAUUCCACCGUUGGAACCGAGUAUGUACAUGUUUCAGCUUGAACCCUCAGACAUACAGCCAGAUGCGCAGCAAUUCUCCGGUACCAUGAAUACCCCGUGCAUCGAAUCCAAUGAUGCGGAUCCGAGAAAACUGUCCGAGAAGACUGGCGGUGAUAAUUGCCCCACAGGUGGGGCGACAAGUGGGAUGAUGUGUAAGGUUGAACCACUCGGUUCCGAUACCGACAGAAAUUGUAGAAGUGUGACAGUUAGCAACACUGUUCAAAAAUAUGAAAUUUGUUACAACAUGAUGGAAGCUGAUUUCGAAAAGCAAAUUGACGAACAGAAUUCAAACGAUUUCGCGAGUACAGCUACGAAUGUGCAACAGGAAGCUUAUUCCGAGAAGCAAAUUGACGAACUCGAUUCAGACGGCCUCGUGAGCGACGGCACGGAUGAUAAACAGGAUAGUGGUGAGAUAGGCAAGCUAGCGGUAAACAUAAGUGGUGUAACCAAGCUAUCGGAUGUGUCCAAUAACAUGGGAAUUUCAGCUGCUGGUGCAAUAAGCCCGCUAUUAUAUGAGCAACAAGAUGCAUCGGCCGUUGGGGUUUCCUCAGGUGUUCUUAAGCCAACAAUCGAUCUCCAACCUCAGUUUGCCAACACUCCAUUUUUUUCACCAGACGAUCUGAGUCAUCUACUGGCCAAAUCGGAUGUCGGACAAGCUAUUAUCCAGAACAGCUUGAAAGGACCGUUAUCGAAGGAUAGCAGAAGGAAUUAGCUGGCAUCAUAGCGAAUCACCAUCUUUCCUGUCACUCUGCUGGGAAUAACGUAGCAUUAUGUCGGCUACCGAAGGCGGUGCUUGAGAACUACGUGAAUUGUGUGAAGCUGUGAUUCCCAGCCGAGAACAAUGAUAUGGUAUAAAAAUUGUGUAUUGGUAUCCAUAUAUGAAAA
Molecule: messenger RNA, 1353 nt
Organism: Armigeres subalbatus
Lineage: Eukaryota; Metazoa; Arthropoda; Insecta; Diptera; Culicidae
Exons: 4
Coding region: 170-1180 (336 amino acids)
Source: RefSeq, a predicted model, not a curated record